Messenger RNA from Penicillium oxalicum, 2202 nucleotides. RefSeq lists its product as uncharacterized. The record is from RefSeq and is a predicted model, not a curated record. NCBI's taxonomy places the organism in Eukaryota, Fungi, Ascomycota, Eurotiomycetes, Eurotiales, Aspergillaceae. Bases 1 to 2202 code for a protein of 733 amino acids. The transcript has 4 exons. Gene Ontology annotation, molecular function: DNA binding; DNA-binding transcription factor activity, RNA polymerase II-specific; zinc ion binding. Gene Ontology annotation, biological process: DNA-templated transcription; regulation of DNA-templated transcription.
AUGACCACGCCGAUCUCUACAUCCGAUCCGACCGCCACCACCGUCAAGCCCCGACGCGUGCUGGCAUGCGUGUUGUGUCAGCAACGCAAGAGCAAAUGUGACCGUAAAUUUCCCUGCGCAAACUGUGUCCGAGCCAACGUACAGUGUGAGCAAGCUGUCCGCCAGCGACGGCGCAGAUUUCCCGAGAGAGAAUUAUUGGCCCGUCUACGACUCUAUGAGAGUGUACUCCGGCAGCACAACAUCAAGUUCGAUCCUCUGCACACCCCAACCGCGGACCAUCGAUCUCCCAGUGACGAUGGCCGUGAUGAUCUACCAGAUGGAGCCGAGUCAGAGGGCACUCUCGGUGAUACCAAUGCGCUUCCGUCGAAAGAGAAGCCCGCAGUACAGCCCAAGGCAUUAAACCUCUGGCAUGCAAUGAGCCAAAAGGCUGUCAAUUCUGGAGACGAUGGCAAUGCCGGUGAGGACGACGAGAAUGACACCGGCUUCCUUCACGAUAACGAUGAUUUGCGGCAUGCUGUCAUCAAGAAGGCAUGGAAUCACAUGUUUCAAGGCCAAGGCAACGACCAUCUUCUAUUCGGUCCGCCGGUAGGCACAAUCGAUCUAUCCGCGUCACAUCCAAGCCAAGCACAUAUCUUCCGGCUCUGGCAAAUUUACCUGGACAACGUGAAUCCGCUGCUCAAAGUCACCCACACCCCCACUCUGCAGUCACGAAUCAUCGACGCUGUCAGUGAUAUCGCCAAUAUCAGCCCCACUCUAGAAGCCCUCAUGUUCAGCAUCUACUGCGUUUCCCUGAUGAGUCUCUCAGGCGAGCAAUGCAGGGCAAUGUUCGGGGCUGCGAGAAAAGAACUCUUGGCCAGCUAUCAAUUUGCGUGUCAGCAGGCGCUACGAAGGUGCGGUGUUCUACGCUCCAGCGACCGCGAGUGUCUGACUGCCCUAUAUCUGUACCUGGUUUCCAUUCGCUCGGAGACGGAUCCUGCCUCUCUGUCCUCGCUGCUGAGCAUCGCGAUCCGAAUUGCCCAGCGCAUGGGAAUCCACGUCGAGUCGAUGUACAGCAAAUGUUCCGUGCUAGAGGCAGAGAUGCGCCGUCGGCUAUGGUGGUCGCUCAUCAUCUUCGACAAUCGCAUCUGCGAGAUGUCCGACUACAAAACGGCAUCGCUGACGCCAACCUGGGACUGCAAGGUGCCUCUCAACGUGAACGACUUCGAGUUGCAGCCCGAGAUGAAAAUCCCACCCGUCGUCAACAACCGACCCACAGAGAUGUUGUUCGCAAUAGUGCGUAGCGAGCUCGCCGAUUUCGUGCGGCACAGUGCUUUCCAUCUCAAUUUCACAAACUCAUACCUAAACACGAUCGCCCCCCGUCCUCCCACCACCGACCUUACUGACGAGGCCGAGCGACUGGUCUCGCUAGAGAGAACUCUGGAGGAGAAAUAUCUGGCCUUCUGCAACUUGGAAAACCCACUUCACUUCAUGACUAUCUGGACUAUGCGAGGCUCGCUGGCCAAGAAUCGGCUCCUGCAACUUUACUCUCAGUCCUCAAACACCCCCACACCACCAACCGACGCCCAGCGCAACGCGGGAAUCGCCCAUGCGCUGCGCAUGCUCGAAUGUGACACGAAGCUCAUGACCGCGCCGCUCGCGCGACCCUACCUGUGGCUGUUGCACUUUCACUUCCCAUUCCCGGCUUACAUUCACUUGCUGCAAGAUCUGAAGAAGCGGCCCGUCGAGGACCAUGCCGAUCGUGCGUGGGAGGUCAUGAGUGACAACUACGAAGUGCGUAUCAUGGAUGUGAAACAGGACGAUCGGCCAUUCUACGUCGUUUUCUCGCAGAUUGUUUUUCAGGCGUGGGAGGCGCGCGAGAAGGUAGCGCGGCAGCUCGGGACGCCAUUUGUGCUACCAAGAAUGGUAGUGGAUAUUCGGAAGAAGUUAACCCACAUGACAACGAGUUUUGGGCAGGAGGCCGAUGCGGCGCAGUCGGAUGGAGAUGCGGGGGUGGAGAUCAAUGCCGAUGAUCUCGCCAUGCCCAUGUCCAUCGAUUUCAAUGUACUUGGAAUGGCGUACGGCGCUGGCGGGCAAGGCCCGACUAGCUCUGGACCGUGGGGGUAUCCCGAUCUACCUGGGCCUGGGUCUGUAAACGUGGAGGAUACGAAUCAAUUUCUGGUGAAUACCAUGGAGUGGAAUAGGCUGCAUGCUCACGGCAGGUGA